Porites evermanni is the source of this 519-nucleotide messenger RNA. NCBI's taxonomy places the organism in Eukaryota, Metazoa, Cnidaria, Anthozoa, Scleractinia, Poritidae. The record is from the annotation of a GenBank genome assembly.
AUGGCGUCACAGAUUACGUUUGUAGAGGGUAUUCCUGAAGAUAUUCCGGCUUUAUUUCCAAUGCGUUGUCGUCCAGGUAUACUCGUGUUGGAUGAUUUAAUGAGGAAUUGUAGCGAGGACGAACGUAUUCGGGACCUGUUCACAAAAGUGUCUUAUCAUUGUGAUGUCACCUGCAUCUACUUGACACAGAACCUUUUCCCACCGGGAAAAUUUUCAAGAAGUAUUUCUCUCAAUGCUCAUUACAUCAUUGCCUUUAAUAAUCCUCGUGAUACAUUGGGUUUCAGAACCUUGGCUCAACAAGCUUUUGCAGGGCAGGUUCCUUACGUAUGGGAAAGUUUUCAAGAUGCCACCUCGCAGCCGUAUGGUUAUAAUUAUCUCAUGUUGGAUUUACAUCCGCGAACACCGGCUAUCCUACGAUUACGUAGUAACAUACUGCCUGUCUCACAAUCUUUGCCUGUGGUCUACGUCAACAAGAAAACCCAUAAAACAGACGGACCUCUAACUGUCGACGUCAGUUAG